Molecule: messenger RNA, 1144 nt
Organism: Heteronotia binoei (common prickly gecko)
Lineage: Eukaryota; Metazoa; Chordata; Lepidosauria; Squamata; Gekkonidae
Exons: 11
Coding region: 227-1144 (305 amino acids)
Molecular function (GO): DNA binding
Source: RefSeq, a predicted model, not a curated record
GAAUUCUGAACGCACAUCUUUAAAACCUUUUACUUAUCCAGUGCCUGAGACAAGAUUUAUUCAUGCAGGACUGAAUGUGUAUAAAUUCAAGAUCAAAUAUGGCAACACUGUUAGUACUAAUAUUGACCUUCAUGAAAACAUUGUCAAUAAGGAACUAGAGGAAGCAAUCAGAGUAAUACUUGGAAAUCUUAAUAAUUUACACCCAUUUACUACUGGACAUCUGGUCAUGUUUCCUUAUUUAAGCAGAUGGGAAAAAGCAUCAGACUUGAGAUUCAAGUGUGGGGAUGCAUUCCUUUCCCCCUAUCCCUAUGUCUGCAUUGUCUACACAGAAUUACAUUCAAGACAGAAAAGGUUAUUUCUAGAUAAAACAGAAUACAGGGAUAAUUGCAACUUUGCUGGUGAUACAAGUGAACUAAGCAUGUGUGUGGACACAGAAAGAGCUAUGAAGUGGAGCAAGCAGGAGUGCACAGCAGAAAUUUCAUAUGUACAGCAUUAUAAUGAUAGAAAUGUAGCUAGAAGUGCCACCUGUAUUUAUGGCACAACCUGGCCACAUGUUGGAAGAACAAGACUUCAAAAAGAUGUGAUUCAUCCAACUGAGAAUUUGCCAGAUGAAACACGGCUUCGGUACUGUGGAGCUGCCAUUGUUAACAGUGGCUAUGACAACAUGACCUUGGGGGAACAUGUAGAACUUGACAUGGCAGAAAAUGGACAGCAGGAUGGGCGAGUGCUGGUCUUACCACAGGGACCAGAGGAACAUACAGAAUGGGACAAGAGAGGCUUUUUAGCAGUAUUAAAAAGGCAGAACUUCUUCUGCUUGCUACCACAGAACAGCUGGCCCACCUGGCUCAGCGAGCCCUCUGGCAGCAGGCAGGUGCACCCUAGCGAGCUUGCCUUGCCCUUGGCCCAUGGCGGGAAGCCGAGCGAAGCAAAGGCUUUUGAGGAGCUGGAGCCUGAAGGGCUGAAUCUUGUUGCUGCAGGUGCAGCAGCCAAAAGCAGGUGGCCAAGAAGCCUUGAGGAAACAGCUGCAGCCAGCGGGCUUGGGGGAGAGGAUGGGGCGAGGCAGCUGCACAACCCCACACCUUCCUCUGGCAGUGUCAGAUUCAGCAACAAGGGGAACUGCAGUGCUCCCCACCGCCACGAAUGA